AUGCGCGUGGUGGGACAGGCACGUGGAAUGAGGGUCCAUGAGCGCGAGCUGGGACGGGCAACUGGAGGGAGGGUCCAUGAGCGCGAGGUGGGACGGGCACGUGGAAGGAGGGUCCAUGAGCGCGAGGUGGGACGGGCACGUGGAGGGAGGGUCCAUGAGCGCGAGGUGGGACGGGCACGUGGAAGGAGGGUCCAUGAGCGCGAGGUGGGACAGGCACGUGGAAUGAGGGUCCAUGAGCGCGAGGUGGGACGGGCACCUGGAGGGAGGGUCCAUGAGCGCGAGGUGGGACGGGCACGUGGAAGGAGGGUCCAUGAGCGCGAGGUGGGACGGGCACGUGGAGGGAGGGUCCAUGAGCGCGAGGUGGGACGGGCAACUGGAGGGAGGGUCCAUGAGCGCGAGGUGGGACGGGCACGUGGAGGGAGGGUCCAUGAGCGCGAGGUGGGACGGGCACGUGGAGGGAGGGUCCAUGAGCGCGAGGUGGGACGGGCAACUGGAGGGAGGGUCCAUGAGCGCGAGGUGGGACGGGCACGUGGAGGGGGCCGUCUUCGCGAGGUGAAGCAGGCACGUCGAGGGCGGGGCCGUUUGCGAGCGGGGGGUCACGUGGAGGGCGCGGCCACAACGUGA
Messenger RNA from Hemiscyllium ocellatum (epaulette shark), 624 nucleotides. Its product is annotated as octapeptide-repeat protein T2-like. NCBI's taxonomy places the organism in Eukaryota, Metazoa, Chordata, Chondrichthyes, Orectolobiformes, Hemiscylliidae. The record is from RefSeq and is a predicted model, not a curated record. The coding region runs from base 1 to 624 and encodes 207 amino acids. The transcript has a single exon.